GCGGCGGCCGAGCAUACCGGACUCCGGCAUCAGAGGCGCCGCUGAGCGCCUGGGUUCCCGGCGCCACUGGACACCUGUCCCGGCCCGGCGGGGCGCGGUGGCAGCGGCGGGGAUGGCGCAAAAGAAAUAUCUUCAAGCAAAAUUGACCCAGUUUUUAAGGGAAGACAGGAUUCAGCUUUGGAAACCUCCAUAUACAGUCGAAAAUAAAGAAGUUGGCUUAGCAUUAAAGGACCUUGCUAAGAAGUACUCUGUCAAGCUAGAAUGCUGUGAAAAUGAAGUAGAAAAGAUAAUAGAAGAAAUACGUUGCAAAGCAAUUGAGCGUGGAACAGGAAAUGAAAAUUACAAAAAAACAGGAAUUGCUACAAUUGAGGUAUUUUUACCACCAAGACUAAAAAAAGAUAGGAAAAACUUGUUGGAGACACGAUUGCACGUUACUGGCAGAGAGCUGAGGUCUAAAAUAGCUGAAACAUUUGGAUUUCAGGAAAAUUAUAUCAAAAUUGUCAUAAAUAAGAAACAGCUUCAACUAGGGAAAACCCUUGAAGAACAAGGAGUGACUCACAACGUAAAAGCAAUGGUGCUUGAACUAAAACAGUCUGAGGAGGAUGUGAGGAAAAACUUCCAGGUAGAGGAAGAGGAACAAAAUGAGGCGGAACUGAAAGAAAAACAAAUUCAGAGGACUAAGAGAGGACUAGAGAUACUUGCAGAGAGAGCGGAGAUGGUGGUGGAUCAAGAAACUACACCGUACUUAGACAUAGCUAACCAGACAGGCAGAUCAAUCAGAAUUCCCCCAUCAGAAAGAAAAGCCCUUAUGUUAGCUAUGGGAUAUCAUGAGAAGGGCAGAGCUUUCCUGAAAAGAAAAGAAUAUGGAGUAGCCUUGCCAUGUCUGUUGGACGCGGACAAAUAUUUCUGUCAGUGCUGCAGAGAGUUGCUGGACACGGUGGAUAACUAUGCAGUGCUCCAGCUGGACAUAGUGUGGUGUUACUUCCGCCUGGAACAGCUGGAAUGCCUUGAUGAUGCUGAGAGAAAAUUAAACUUGGCCCAGAAAUGCUUUAAAAAUUGUUAUGGCGAAAAUCAUCAGAGACUGGUCCACAUAAAAGGAAAUUGUGGGAAAGAGAAGGUAUUGUUUUUAAGACUCUACUUGCUUCAAGGUAUUCGAAACUAUCACAGUGGAAAUGGUGAAGAAGCUUGUGAGUAUCUCAACAAGGCACGUCAGCUCUUUAAAGAGCUAUAUAUUGACCCAUCAAAAGUUCACAAUUUGCUGCAGUUGGGAUUUACUGCCCAGGAAGCCCGGCUUGGCCUAAGGGCAUGUGAUGGGAACGUGGAUCACGCAGCUACGCACAUCACCAACCGCAGAGAGGAAUUGGCCCAAAUAAGGAAAGAGGAAAAAGAGAAGAAAAGACGCCGCCUGGAGAACAUCAACUCUCUGAAAGGAAUGGGCUACUCGACGCACGCAGCCAAGCAGGCGCUCCAUCAGGCCAGCGGGAACCUGGAUGUGGCCCUGAAGAUUCUGCUCAGCAAUCCUCACAUGUGGUGGUUAAAUGAUUCCGAUCCUGAAACCAACAGCCAUCAAGAAAGUCCUUCCCAGGAAAACGUUGACCAACUGGUGUACAUGGGCUUUGAUGCAGCAGUGGCCAGAGCGGCACUGAGAGUGUUCCGCGGCAACGUCCAGCUGGCAGCCCAGACCCUGGCUCACAACGGAGGCAGCCUUCCUCCCGACCUGCAGCUCUCGGCCGAAGACUCCUCCCCGACGCCAUCCACGUCCCCUUCGGAUUCUGCAGGAACCUCUAGUGCCUCAACAGAUGAGGACAUGGAGACAGAGGCCGUCAAUGAGAUCCUGGAGGACAUUCCAGAACACGAGGAAGAUUAUCUGGACUCAACUCUGGAAGAUGAAGAAAUUAUUAUUGCAGAGUACCUAUCGUAUGUAGAAAAUAUAAAGUCAGCAACAAAGAAAAACUAAAUCGACAGAAAUAAGUACUAAGUUUCUGCUUAUAAAUGCUAUCAUUAUGAAAAGUCCAAUGCAGGUUUUCUUCUUCUUUUUAUCUGAUUUUGCUCCAAGAGCGCGUCCUUCUGCCUCCGGCCCUGCAUCCCUAACCUGGCCUGGUUUUUAUCCCAGCAGUGCACAGACGGCUUGCUGCUGGCCAGGGGCCGGUCUCUGGGGGAGGAGGAGGGGGAGGGAGGGUGUCCAGACCCUCCCUCCUCCUCCUCCUCAUUUUGCCCUGCUUUCCUGCCCUCCGGCAAUGCCGUCUCUGGCUUCCUGUGCCACCCCCACCCCUAAAAUCAUCCUUUAAAUCUUCAUUCCAAGUGCUGUGGGCAUAAAAAUGGGGCUCAGGCCACAGUGGCAGGUGGCCGCAGCCUGUACCAUCAGCGUUUUAUGCUCCUCGUUCAGUCCAAUGUACACUUGAAAUUCAGAGUUGAAAGUCAGACUUUAUAUGUAUUCAGAAUUACUCAUUACAAAAAAUAUUUUAUUAAAUGGGAAAGUUUUAAAUGCUAACCAAAGCAACCUAUUUUUAAUUAACAUUUUUAGACUCUGCUGUCAUAUUGAACUCAGUGCUAGCUAAGAGACCUCUCAGAUUUUUAGAUAUAUUUUCCUCAGGUUUUUUGUCGUAUCUAUAUGACAAGCCUACUUCUGAAGACAUGUAGCCUUUUACUGACUCAGAUAACCACUCUCAUUGUGCCACGCCUUCUUCUGUAGACGUGUAUUAAUGGAAAACCUUCCACCCAGGACUGGCGGCAGCAGCCAGGUGCUGAGUGGAUCAAGUGCCAGAUGUGUUCUGAGACUUUCUCCCUUCUAGAAGUUGCCAGAAGCUCCUCUGACUGACAGCAGUGUGGCCAUGUGUUGCUUUCAGGGGGCUGGCUGAAAUGUUCCAAUUUUUUUCAUAAAGUAUGGACAGUCUGGUUUGGCUCAGCAGGAAUAUUGUCAUUCUUUUAAAAUGGAUGAUACUGAUGGAAAUAAAAGGUGGAAAGUAUA
Lemur catta (Ring-tailed lemur) is the source of this 2968-nucleotide messenger RNA. It is a transcript of the gene NUB1, whose product is annotated as negative regulator of ubiquitin like proteins 1. The transcript has 15 exons. Gene Ontology annotation, biological process: regulation of ubiquitin-dependent protein catabolic process. The record is from RefSeq and is a predicted model, not a curated record. Gene Ontology annotation, molecular function: protein binding. Bases 113 to 1957 code for a protein of 614 amino acids. Lineage: Eukaryota; Metazoa; Chordata; Mammalia; Primates; Lemuridae.